Messenger RNA from Carica papaya (papaya), 836 nucleotides. It is a transcript of the gene MYB54, whose product is annotated as myb domain protein 54. NCBI's taxonomy places the organism in Eukaryota, Viridiplantae, Streptophyta, Magnoliopsida, Brassicales, Caricaceae. Gene Ontology annotation, molecular function: DNA-binding transcription factor activity, RNA polymerase II-specific; RNA polymerase II cis-regulatory region sequence-specific DNA binding. The record is from RefSeq and is a predicted model, not a curated record. Gene Ontology annotation, biological process: regulation of DNA-templated transcription. Gene Ontology annotation, cellular component: nucleus.
CCUCCUACUUUCUAACGGAAACUACCUUCCUGAUCAUCAUCAUUAUCAUCUUCUUCUUCCUCCCCAGAUCCUUAUAUAAUUCCCAUCGUCGUCUUUCUUGGUUACCCGCCAUUGACGAAUCUGAUCGAGCUUGAAUAGAAGUUGGUUCUUUUUCUCUCUCUUCGAUUUCACUUUGUUGGGUUUUGGUGGGUUUUUAUCAUAUGUGCACGAGAGGCCACUGGAGGCCUGCUGAGGACGAAAAGCUUAGGGAACUGGUUCAUCGCCAUGGACCUCAUAAUUGGAACGCCAUAGCCGAAAAGCUACCAGGAAGAUCCGGGAAAAGUUGCAGGUUAAGAUGGUUUAACCAGUUGGAUCCUAGAAUCAACAGGAGUCCAUUUACAGAGGAAGAAGAAGAAAGGCUUCUGGCUUCACAUCGGAUCCAUGGAAACCGAUGGGCUGUGAUUGCAAAACUUUUUCCAGGUCGUACAGACAACGCAGUGAAGAAUCAUUGGCAUGUCGUCAUGGCUCGCAGGUACAGGGAAAGAUCAAGGUUGCAGCUUUACGCCAAAACCUUAAUUAAUCACCAUAAUCAUCAUUCCCAGUUGCUCGUCAAACAAUUACAAACUCAAUCUCGAACAACCAAUCAAGACAAAAAGCAAGGAGUUGAGUUUUAUGAUUUUCUUCAUGUAAACACUGAAUCAGGAGAAACAAGUGAAGUUACAGACAAUUGUAAGAGGGAUGAUGAAGACGUUGAGCAGGAGCAAGCCAGUGGUGUUCCAUUCAUAGAUUUCUUUUCUGUUGGAAGCCAAACAUAACCCUACAUUAUUAUAUUACUCACAUCUCAAAAGUAGUUACUA